AUGCCACAGUCUUAUGUUCAUCUGUACACACAGCAUCUUCUGCUUUUAAUGCUUUCUUUAAUUGUGUUCAAGUAUUUGAAUGUCGUUCCCACGAAAACACCAUCGGAAUUUCUAUGGGAUCCUGCUGCGGGCCGCAUCCCGCCUCCCAGCACAUUCCUGACGGCUUCUUUUCUUUCUUCUGGUCGCGAGAUGGCUUGCGCCGAGGUUAUUCCUGUCCCAACCUUGUCGGACAACUAUGCGUAUUUGCUCAUCGAUAGGAAGACAAACACGGCGGCUUGUGUAGACCCAGCGGAACCAGAGAAGGUAGUUGCUGCUGCUAAGGAACGUGGCGUGACUUUGGAGACGUGUUUGUGCACCCACAGACACUUUGAUCAUUCAGGUGGCAAUGAACAAAUAAAGAAACUGGUCCCUGGAAUUGAAGUCAUCGGCUCGGCUUACGAGGAGACCCCAGGAAGGACGAAGGCUGUGACUGACGGCGAUACUUUCAGACUGGGCAAGUUUAGUGAUCUGCAGGUAAAGGUGCUACAUGCGCCUUGCCACACCAUUGGUCACCUGUUGUACUACUUGGAAAGCCGCACUGAUGUAAAUGCCAAGCCCAUUAUCUUCACAGGAGACACUCUCUUCCUGGCCGGCUGCGGGCGGUUCUUUGAGGGCAACGCACAGCAGAUGCAUCACGCUUUAAUGAAGACCAUUGGCUCACUCCCUGCUGAAACGCUGGUCUACUGUGGUCACGAAUACACCAUAGCCAACCUCAAGUUCGCUGCCACCGUUGAGCCGAACAACUUCGCCUUGCAGAAUAAACUGGAAUGGGCACAAAAGCAACAAAUUUCGGGGAAGCCAACUGUCCCCUCAUCUAUCGGCGAGGAGAAGGCGUACAACCCGUUUAUGAGGGUGGAUAGGCCCGAGGUGCAGAAAGCCGUUGGGGCUCCAGAAGGAGACGAGAUUCAAACUAUGCACAUUCUUCGCGAACGGAAGAACACUUUUAGAGGAUAA
Eimeria acervulina is the source of this 993-nucleotide messenger RNA. Its product is annotated as hydroxyacylglutathione hydrolase, putative. Gene Ontology annotation, molecular function: hydroxyacylglutathione hydrolase activity. The record is from RefSeq and is a predicted model, not a curated record. NCBI's taxonomy places the organism in Eukaryota, Apicomplexa, Conoidasida, Eucoccidiorida, Eimeriidae. Bases 1 to 993 code for a protein of 330 amino acids. The transcript is spliced from 10 exons.